This is a messenger RNA of Numida meleagris (helmeted guineafowl), 5654 nucleotides long. RefSeq names its product gamma-aminobutyric acid type A receptor rho2 subunit (gene GABRR2). NCBI's taxonomy places the organism in Eukaryota, Metazoa, Chordata, Aves, Galliformes, Numididae. Gene Ontology annotation, molecular function: GABA-A receptor activity; neurotransmitter receptor activity; extracellular ligand-gated monoatomic ion channel activity. Gene Ontology annotation, biological process: monoatomic ion transmembrane transport; regulation of membrane potential; nervous system process. The coding region runs from base 1121 to 2587 and encodes 488 amino acids. Gene Ontology annotation, cellular component: synapse; membrane; neuron projection. The record is from RefSeq and is a predicted model, not a curated record. The transcript is spliced from 9 exons.
GUAGGUGGAUGGUUGGACUGGAUGAUCUUGUGAGUCUUUUCCAACCUAGCUAAUUCUAUGAUUCUAUGAUUUUGUUAGUAAUGUUAACAAUAACUUGCAGGUCCCGGAGUCUCUAAAAAUAAAAGUGCUCUUUCUGGUUGAGACAGCCUUUGGAUACCUGCUCUGUAUUGCAGACCACACUCAAAGGAGAGCUGUGCGAGAAGUCAGACCCAGGGGACUGUGGUGCUGAUUUCUGGCCUUCCUGCUCCUCUGGAAGCUUUGCUCUGAGUGUACGCGUCUGUUUCCAGAGCCGUGCUGCAGUGCCAAGCUCACUUGCUGUGCCUGAUGUGGCUGCACAGCACACUUCUCUGCUGGGGCUGCCAGGUGCUCCGCGGAGGGGCUGCCUGCCAUUGCCCUUUGGAGGUGCUACUAGGAGAAGGCUUAGAAUGGUUCUGAAAACAGCCUCCUGGCUGUGGUGUGUGAAAGAGCUGCUUUGUAGCUGUUCAGCUUUGUUUCAAAUUUAGUUUUUAAAAAGUGCAAAUGUACGUUUAGGAAAAUAAACGUGAAUGUUUAUUCACUGGCACAUAAAUCACCUGGCUGAUUUGUGUGCUGAGUCUGCUGCACGUACAGAUUCUUGAGGGGGGUAGCUGUGUUUUAAUUUUUCUUUGAAAUUUAACAGUAAAUAAGACAGUUUUCCAUGGAAAUAGCUUAUCUUUUCCACAGCACGAAGAGCCAGAUCCUGGGGGGUAAAAAACCAUCGGCCAUUGAAAUAUGUGCAGUAUUGUGAGAUGUCCUUAGCAGAAUGUGGUGGCAGGGGCAGUGCCCGGUUGGGAAAGACACCUUGUGAGUCAACAGAAAGUCCUGGAGGCUGAUGAGAAGGGACAGCCCAGUUUUACACAGCCUGGCAGGAGGACAGUGCUGCCCUGAGAUUAGGGGAUUGAGCAAAAAGCCGGCGUGCCGAACUGCCGUUUUUAUAUAAUGGCUUUAGCAAACAUCCUCUAGGACCCAGCGGAAAUGCUCGGGGAGGCAAACUUGGGGAUUAAUGGCCAAUCAUCGAGCGUGGUGAGGGAACGGCUCCCGGGGAGAAGCCUCUGAGUGCCCGUGUGGAACGGGGCUGCGGCGCUGGUGUCGGGGCGCUUCGAUGCUCAGAGCUGGGGGCAGCUGUGCCACGGGGGGGUACGGCCGCGCAGCGUGUUCAGCUGGGCCCGGCAGGAUGCCUCACUUUGCAAAACUGCUUCUGUUAAUCUUCUGCUUGGUGCUGCUCGUGGAAAGCAGGAGGCACAGGAGGAGGAGGUGGACGAGCCAGCUGGAGCUGCAGAAGGCUGGUCACAUCUACAGGAAGAACCAUGAUGUGACCAAAACUCGGAAGGGAAAGACAGAGCAGCUUCUCAGAGUUGAUGACCAUGACUUCACCAUGCGGCCAGCUUUUGGAGGCCCUGCAAUUCCUGUUGGGGUGGAUGUGCAAGUUGAAAGUUUGGACAGUAUUUCCGAGGUUGACAUGGACUUCACCAUGACUCUGUACUUGAGGCACUACUGGAAGGAUGAGCGUCUCUCAUUUCCCAGCACCACCAACAACAGCAUGACCUUCGAUGGCAGGCUGGUGAAGAAGAUCUGGGUCCCAGAUGUCUUCUUUGUGCACUCCAAAAGGUCCUUCAUUCAUGACACAACCACGGACAAUAUCAUGCUGCGAGUGUUCCCCGAUGGUCAUGUCCUCUACAGCAUGAGGAUCACAGUGACAGCAAUGUGCAACAUGGACUUCAGCCGCUUCCCCCUGGACUCUCAGACGUGUUCUCUGGAGCUGGAAAGCUAUGCUUACACUGAUGAAGAUCUGAUGCUGUAUUGGAAAAAUGGGAAUGAAUCUCUGAAAACAGAUGAGAAAAUUUCUUUGUCUCAGUUCUUGAUACAAAAAUUCCACACUACAUCAAGACUGGCUUUCUACAGUAGUACAGGUUGGUACAAUCGUCUCUACAUAAGCUUCACUUUGCGCCGACACAUCUUCUUCUUCCUGCUCCAAACCUACUUCCCCGCCACUCUGAUGGUCAUGUUGUCCUGGGUGUCCUUCUGGAUUGACCGCAGGGCAGUCCCUGCCAGAGUCUCUUUGGGGAUCACCACCGUGCUGACCAUGUCUACGAUCAUCACUGGGGUGAACGCCUCCAUGCCCCGCGUUUCCUACAUCAAAGCAGUGGACAUUUACCUCUGGGUCAGUUUUGUGUUCGUCUUCCUUUCAGUGCUGGAAUACGCAGCAGUGAAUUACCUGACCACAGUGCAAGAGCGGAAGGAGAGGAAACUCCGGGAAAAGUUGCCUUGUACAUGUGGGAUACCUCAUUCAAAAACUAUGAUGCUGGAUGGAAACUACAGUGAAUCAGAUGCCAACAGCCUGGCAGGUUACACAAGAAGCCAGAUGGUCCCAGAAGAAGAAAAACAAGAAAAGAUGGUUGUGCACUUAUCCAUGAGCAAUGCUUCUAAUUCAUCAAGGAAGAGAGGCCUGAAAGGCCACAUGGGCUUGCGCAUCAUCCAGAACACUCAUGCGAUUGAUAAAUACUCCAGAUUAAUAUUUCCAGGCACUUACAUAUUUUUUAAUUUGAUAUAUUGGUCUGUAUUUAGCUAGGCAUGCUGGCACAGCAGUGACUGAAGCAAAGGAGUUACAAAACUUUCUUUGUUGGUACUUUCUGAAGUCCAGUUUGGGUGCAAAUGUGUUAAACUGAUAAUUUUACUGCUGCUUCGAAGGAUAAAGGGGAUGACACCUCCAACUAUGGGCAGCUCCAUGCACAGGCACCACGGAGGAACUUGUUGUGCUGGUUGCUCUCCAACCCACACUCCAACUCUUGUUGGCUUUGUGGUACAUGCUGUUUCUCAUACUUGAAAAUACGUGCUCUCUGUUUGCCCAAAAGGUGCUGUACAUAUGUUUGAGGCUGUCAGUGUUGGAGGUGCAAUGGACUACCACAGACUGUGCUGACUGUCCUGCGGGAUUAGACAUACGCAACAUUAGACAUACACGACAUUAGACAUACAUAGAAGAGGGACACGAACAACAAAUCUCCUGAAAGGGUUUGCAUCAUGUUUCUUUCCAUUAACUUAUGAAAAAGACAUCUUUUUAGGGUCCAAACUGUGUUCUUUCUGGACAGGGCCUACAUUAGUACCAGAAGGAGCACUGGCUGGCCGAAGCGCUGGUGGUAUGUUUGUGUGGGUGGUCUUUUUAUUUUGAGAUGUGAAGUAAGGAUUGAUGAUAAAGCAGAGCAAAGAAGCCCACAAACUCACAGAAGAUGUCUCCCAGGGUGCAUGGGUAAUAAAACCAGGGAGUUUUAGAGUUUAAAUGUGUUUCCAUACAACAUGAGUGCAGCAUGUGACGUGCAGUUCUAGCCUUCUCUAAAAUGAGAUGUGAAAGUUGUGUGUAGCAUGCAUGGUCACCAUAUGGGAAUGGGCGGCAUCUCUGGGACCCAGCACUUUCUCCAGAAGCAGAAAACUGUUGAGGUCAGUGCUGAUAGUGUUCAAAGACUUUCCUCAUCCCUGUGAGGAAAGUGCAGCCCACAGAGAAACUGUAUAUCCCAAUCAACACACUGCCCUUUUGUUUAGAGUUUUUGGAUUGGGGGGGAGAAAUACUUGCCAGAAUGUCUUUCUGCAGAAAUAUAGGCAUGCCAGAGGUUGAAGUGGCCAAGAAUAAUACUGUGGGAUUCAAUGAAACUCUCUCUGACCUCUGGCUCCAAGGUCAAUGUAAACCCUUUGAAGCAGCUGGAGAGCAUUGUAACAAGCCUUGGUACUCGGCUUUUCAUUUUUCAUCCCAUUAUGUCAGCUGAAAAUGCUGAGAGCAAAACCCAAACCUUUCUACAUUAUAGCAACCAGGCAAUGUUGGCCAGGUUUGCACACUGUUUUUUUCUGAAAAACAUCAUGGUUUUCUAACUGUGGAAGAGAGUUUGUUCAUCAAAGUGUUUGACAUCAAGCUGAAAUGCAGCAGAAUGGACGGAGUCUGAAGCACAAAGACCCAGAACUGAAGUUUGACGCUGAUUCAAUGAUGAGAUUCAAUAAUACAUGUGACGAGGUUUGGGACAUGAAAAUUUGACUAAAUCACAUUAAUGUAGUGAAAAAACAAUCAAUCAAAAAACACAAGUAAAACUAUAAUUAUUUGCUGGUAUGUGGAUUUUUCUACUUCACACAGCAGUAAAUCUUGCAUCUGAAAUCUCAAGGGACAAAGAAGUGGGCUGGGAAUUGCCACCUCCAGACUGUCAGCAGCACCCAGAAUUUUCUUUGUGCCUCAGUCACACCAAUGGUCACACUGAUUUACUGGAAACAGAGCUGAUCAGAGAAACUGAAAUGAGAAACUAUGUUUCCCUUUCAUCAGCCGCAUUAAUAACUGGCAUUAAUGGAGUUCUGUGUAGAUGUAAAAGUAGGAAAGUAUGGCCUUGAAAUCACUGGAGAGAAGGGGAGCCAUGGGAGGGCAGUGUCUGAGAGGAAGGCUCGUCCUGCAUCCCAGCCAGACAUUUCUCUCCUGAGCCAUCAGGUUCAUGCAUUUACCACUCAUCCCCCUUGAAGCUGAAACCUGGAUAGUUUUUGCAUCAACAGGUGAAGAAGACUGUAUUAAAGAGACAAAAACCAUUAAAGAAAGAGCCCUCUCAACUUUUGAGAAGUUAAAACCUGGAUGUGACAGGAUGGACCUCUUCAGUAUUAGCAGCUUUGAGCAUGAGACAGUGAGCAGUGUGGUGCUGAGGCAAUCAAGUGGAGCCAGCAGAGACCUUUGCUGUGGGACGAAUGCUGCUGGAGCCAGUGGGGCUGCACUGCUGGGAACUGGGACCGCAGCCCUGGUGCUGCCAUCUUCCUACACGACCCAUGCACAUGGGUUCAGCCUCCUAGUGCCUCUGCUUCUCCAUCAGGAAGAUGGGGAGCAAUGACAUCUACCUACCUCAGGAGGGGACGAGGGGUUUAACUGACUUACGGAGUGCAUGUAUGGAGCAUGGUUAUGAUUUUUGAGCAGGACUACCUUACUGUUAUUGUAUAUGCUUGUGUACAUGACUGAUGGAGUGGUGUGUACUGGAAUGUUCACAUCUGUUUCUAUGACAUGUAACAUCAUCAUGGAGGGUAUAUUUCCACUAAAGAAAAACAAAAUCUCUAUCUUGAGCACAACUUACAAUUACUACUCAUUAAACAAUAGAUGAAAAAUAUAGAUGUGAAUUAAACCAAGACAUCUGUCCCUGUCCGGUUAUGAAUUGUGUUCUUCUGAUUAUUAGGAGGAGCCUGACUAGACAGAAAGCUAGAGCAAAUGUUAAAGUAUAUUGAGAAGUAAUUCCAGCUCUCAUCUCUCCUGGGUUACAAAAGACUUCAUGAGCAUGAACUUACAGCCACAAGAUCCAACCAAUGUUUUGAAAGGUAGUGCCUGAAGCCAAGCUCUGACAACUGUGCUAUGGAUGCAGCCCAGUUCCGUAAAGCACUGAGCAUCUGGACAAUUAACCUACCAAAGGACAGGUUUUUCAGAAGUGCAUAAGGGAUUUGGGAAAAUAAAGCCUACUGAUGAUACGCCAUCCCUGUGUAACCCAGUCCAACUGCAAGGAGACAGAACGUCAGUCCUGCUCCUUCUAUGUCUGCCUGCAUCGUAUUCUUACUUACUUCUGUCUAACCAAAUCAUGUAUUUAAAAAAAACAAAACAACCCACAAUGUAUAUAUAUAUAUAAAUAUAUAUACACAUA